AUGGUAACUGAUCAGUCAACAAAUACAACUACGAUUGUUGCAACUACUACACCAUCUUCUACAACUACGGGAAAUAUGACAGUAAAUGCAACAAACCUUACAACAAAUCUUACAACAACAAUGCAGAAUGCAACUACUUCUAAUGCUACGAACACUGUCAAUACUUUGGCUAUGGUCAGUAAUAGUAUUAAAAAUCUUUUCAAUUAUUCUAAUAAUGCAACAAGACUAGCUGCUUCAUCUGAUGCAGCGUCUAUGGAUGAUGCCAUCGAUAAUGCUGAAGAUCUUCUUACUGAACUUACAAUGUCAACAUCUGUUUCACCUAGUGAAAUUCAAAAGCUAACCGAAUUAAUAAAUUUCGCAAAAGCUUUCCAGGCACUGGGACCAUAUUUUACAGAUUUUUCAAUGAAUGACUUACCCGUAUCAAAUUACAAUAUGACAGAUCUUCAGAAUACUAAUUCAACUAUCAAUGCACUCAAUAUUACUAAUCCUAGUUACAAACAAAUACUUGAUAAUUUACUAACAAGAAUAGCUGAUGCUUAUCAAAAUUCUGCCGGAGAUUGUCCAUAUUGCAAUAACAAAUCAAGUUCAGACGGAUUUCAGACGAUAUCAAAACAAAAUAUUAGUGAUCCACCUACUAUUAUUAAUGGUACUAUAGCAUCUUACGCAUCUUACAAUGUCAGUAUUCGUCAAAAUGGUACAAUAGGUAAAGGUCGAUAUACAUUAUGUGGUGUACCAAGCUCAAAUGCUACUUUUGUUACAUGUAUAUAUUACAAUCAGAAUAAAACGAAAAUUAAACGAUUCAGAUUAUUACAAAAACCGUGGUCCUGUAAUGUAACUGAUGAUAUUAUACCAUAUGUAGACAAAUUAGAAAUGCGUGUUUUUGGUGUAAAUUCAACUCUAAAUGAUAGUCAUGUUGAUUUUUGUGGUGUUUUUGUAUCACCAAGCAAAAGAGGAUAUACUGUAUCACCUUACUUCUUACAAAACGAUACAGCUGAUAACUAUAAUAAUGUUGAUCAACAAUCUAAUACACUAAAUGAUCCAUCACCUGCCAGUGAAACUGAAUAUAUGUCAGGACAGGGCAAUGAUGCCGCUCAGAUGAAUCCAUCAUCGAUUUCAUCAUGCGAUCAGACAGCACCGUUAAUUAUUAUGAGUAAUUCACCUAAUCUCUUGGUACAAAAUAAUACAUGGCAGAUCGAUGUUGAUCAAACACAUAGCUCACCAGUACUUAUUGAUUCGGUUCGAAUGAUAAUUCCAGGACAACCUCUUACUCAACCUGUUCUUUUAAAAUUAAUCGAUGCCAAUCAACAAGAAAUUGGCUCAUACGAAUCUCAAAUAGAUAGAGAUAAGACUUUAAUUUUUCCAAACAUUCCAUCAGUACCUGUUUCAAAUGUUCAGCUUCAGUUUCCUGACGGUACUCAAUCAGACAGCUAUACGGCAUAUAUUUUGACCUGUUCACAGACCAAUGAUUUACCAUCACCAAAUGACGUCUCAGGAGAUCAAUCGUCGAUGCCAUCGGAUUCAUCCUCAGUUGAAAAUAAUCCUGAUAGCGAACCAACAGACACCAGUGACACAGCGUCUCAAGAUCAGUCUGAACAAGCACCACGUAAGACAUUCGAUAAAUUUCUACUUUUUCAAUAUAAGAAAUGCAGGAAUAGAUAAGAUUUCAUUGUUCGCUGAAGUAUCCGCGAUUAUUUUUAUUCUUCAUAGGCAUUUUUACAUAACUUAAUGCAUCAUCGAGAUUACUUACCAGUUACGCUUUCGAAAGCCAAAUUGGUUUUGUAAAUAAGAUAAAAAAGUUUUCCUCAAGUUCACUUUAUUGAAAUGAAUACAAUAUAUAUGAUUAUUUUC
Molecule: messenger RNA, 1848 nt
Organism: Adineta steineri
Lineage: Eukaryota; Metazoa; Rotifera; Eurotatoria; Adinetida; Adinetidae
Source: the annotation of a GenBank genome assembly